Ylistrum balloti is the source of this 2480-nucleotide messenger RNA. RefSeq names its product armadillo repeat-containing protein 8-like. NCBI's taxonomy places the organism in Eukaryota, Metazoa, Mollusca, Bivalvia, Pectinida, Pectinidae. Gene Ontology annotation, biological process: proteasome-mediated ubiquitin-dependent protein catabolic process. The transcript is spliced from 19 exons. Gene Ontology annotation, molecular function: protein binding. The record is from RefSeq and is a predicted model, not a curated record. Gene Ontology annotation, cellular component: GID complex. The annotation marks the transcript as partial.
AUUCAGGAAGUGGAUGACACAGUUGGAUGUGUGGAGUGCUUGCUGAGUGGGGAACAAGAGAAAUGGAUGAGCUCCAUAGUAUGUUUGAAGAAUGGUGUAAUCGGGAAUAACAAACAGAAAUGUACUGUGAUAAAUCAGGGAGUCAUUCCAAGGCUUCUACAGUGGAUGAUAGAUGAUGAUGCUGACGUGGGUUUGAGGACGGAGGCAGCCAUUGUGUUGGGUAGCCUUGCAAAAGGCACAGAGGAAAAUAUACAACAUUUAGUGGAUUCUGGAUGUGUCACUGUCCUUCUUAAAGGGCUGUCAAACAAUAACCUCAAGUUUGUGGAAGCCUGUUUGAGAUGUCUACGUACAAUUUUCUUGUCCAACAAUCCUCCUGUUCAUCAUGUGUACCAGGAUGCCACUGUGGUGCCACAUCUCAUCAACAUUAUGUCCAAAUCUGUGUGCACACAGGAGUGUAUCACCACAAUAUUCGCCAACUGCUGUCGGACAGUGGAACAUCAGAAUGCUCUGUGUAGGAAUAGUGCUAUACCAGCUUUAGCUCCUCUGCUUACGUCUAAUGUAUAUAAGGUGCAGAUGCCUACACUGAAGUGUUUUGCUGUCCUGUGUUACCAGAAUGAAGAGGCAGCUAAAGCUACUGCAGCAGCUUCCUAUAAUGGGGAGUCCAUAUCAUCCCUGCUGGUCAAACUUUUAACAAGAGACAAGACAUCAGAGAUGCAGAUGGCUGCAGCCAAGUGCUUGACCUAUCUUUGUCGUGGUGGAGCAAUUACUCCACAGAAUCCGAUCAUCAUGUUAAAGACCAUGCCAACUCUGAUUCGUAUGUGUAAGAAAGACCGUACGUUAGAGGAGAAUGUGGAGGGAGCUGAGACUUUAGCAUUUCUAAUCGAGGGCGACGCCCAACUUCAGCAGGUGGCAUCUGUGUCUGAUCAUAUCAUAAAGACAUUGGCAGAAUACAUUCGUUAUACUGAUGUACAACAGAUCAACACCCGCGCCAUGCACAGGAAGGCCCAGGACACUAAUUGGAGCAAUGAAUUAAAACAAGCCGCUUUCAAAGCCUUUGCCUCAUUAGGAGCCAAUGACGAGGAAAUCAGGAAAAAGAUAAUUGAGACAGAGAACUUGAUGGACCACAUCAUCGUAGGUGUAAGUAGCGAGGACAUGAAGGUUAAGGGUGCGGCCAUUCGUUGUCUGCACAGCAUGUCAAGGUCUGUCCAACAGCUGCGUACAACCUUUCAGGAUCACUCGGUGUGGAAACCCCUGAUGUCGAUUAUGCAACAUUGCCCCGAACACUUAGUGGGCGUCGCCUCUUCUACCAUGUGUAAUCUACUACUGGAGUUCUCCCCAGGCAAAGAAUCGAUACUGGAGUCUGGAGCUAUCGAUAUCCUAGUGGGACUGACCACUCGCGUGGAACCAGAACUACGUCUCAACGGAAUCUGGGGACUAAUGAACAUGGCAUUUCAAGCAGAACAUAAAGUCAAGACACAGAUCAUUGAAACGGUUGGAAUAGAACUAUUGUUCAGGCUUUUAUCUGACCCAGAUCCAAAUAUACUGAUGAAGACACUUGGACUUAUACGCAAUCUCCUCUCAAAUAAACCACACAUAGACAGCAUCAUGAGUGUAUACGGAAACCAGAUCAUGCAGGCGGCCGUGUUUAUACUUGAAGGGGAUCACACGGCUGAUAUUAAAGAACAGACUCUGUGCAUUCUGACAAAUGUUGCCGAUGGUGAUCAAGCGAGAGACUAUAUUAUAGGAAAUGAAGAUGUCCUUAAGAAACUCACCACCUACAUGGUUCACACCAAUGUAAAACUACAAAUAGCAGCCACUACAUGUAUAUCUAAUCUUGUGUGGAAUGAAGAGGAAGGGGCCUACAAACGUCAACAGAAGCUUCGAGAUUUAGGUGUCCUUAAAUUAUUACAACAACUUCUUAAUACACCUGAUGCUACACUUUUUGAAAAAGUGAAAACAACACUACACCAGUUCACAUGACUAGCAUGCAGUUUGUACGACGAGGUCUACAUCUGAGGAUUUAGUCACUUUAAUAUAGCUAACAUUAAUCUUUGUGUUCAUAAAAGUUACAUUCUAUAGGAAAUAAUGCCAAGCAUGAAAUUAUUGUGAUGUAAAAAUUUUCAUUGUUUCAUGGCAAUAGACAAACCAUGAAAAUAAAAAGGAACAAAUAAGAUUUUUUAUUGAAGUAUGUGGGUAGUUAUUGUUGUUGAAUUUUUAACUAAUUUCUUUAAACGAUGUAAUAGAUUUAAAUUAUGAAUAUUCUCUUUUUUGAUUUGAUAAAUUGACUAUUAAGUGCUGUUUUCUGUAAAAACCUAUAAGUGGAAAUAUCCAUAAAAAAACAAGGACAGCAACUGUUACUUGAAGUUUCUGUAUAGCAUAACCUAAUGCUGCCUGUUUGAUGAUCUGUUGCUGAAGUUACCAUCGGGAAAUCCCAAUGUUUUAUCCUGCGGUUGGAGAAAUCGUCGGGGAAUCCCAAUGUU